UUCCAGAUCUACGUUUUCCGAUUUUUCAUGGAAGCGAAAAUGAGUGUGCUAUUCAUGUCGCAAGGUCGGUGAUCUUAUCUUAUCCAGUCACGGGUCACAUCACAUCUCACUUCCACACACGACAAUGGGAUUCCAGAAAAAGGAUCCCAGCUCGGAUUUCGACCCAGAGGACGCAGGGAAUGCGUUCCGAAGCUCAUCUCCGGUCCUUGUGCUCAAGGAAAAGAAGAAACAGAAGAAAAAAUCGGUGUUACCCCUCAUUCCCGAGCACGACACUCUCACUCCUGCAGAACCCACAACGUCUCCAGAAUCACCCACACCCCACGCGUCUUCGAGUGCCAUUGGGUCUCAGACGCCUCUUCCGUCCCUCAUGAUGCUGCUACGCUCCCCGGAAACGCGCGAAUUCGACGAAAUUAGCGCGUUACCCCCGCUUAACAUGCCAGUUGUGUCACCCCCCUUUGCGACUUUCGACGCGACCCCCGCUAUCUCGAGCGCCCAGACCCCAUUUCCUCCCGCUACUCCUGCUCCUCCAACAACACUCCAACGUGGUCGUCCGAAGGAUUCGCCGGUCACAACGACUCUCAAAAAGCGCCAACGUACCUUGGAGAAAUCUGGAACAUUGGGCAGCCCACAGCGACAGGAGCUGUCUGAAACGAUGAUGGAGCUCAAACGAAGGUGUGACGCUCGUUUGGAGGAGCGGAACCGGGUCAAGAAUGCGAACUUGGCGGCAAAGAGACGGCUAGAGGAGAGAGAGAAGGCCAUUGCGGUGCAGAGGUUGCGAACGGAGGAAACUUUUCGAGCUCAGGAUGUUGUGCGCCGCGCGUUGGCUAGCGAAGAAGACGGGGGGGCAAACUUCAAGAGCCUGGACCACUUCUUCACUGCGCUUCUUCGUCGGGGUGGUGAUGCUUUCACAGAGGCCGCGAGCUUGGUCUUCCAUGAGCGCCUUGAGAGGUCCAACAAUGAGGAUGGCCUUCUGUGAUGCAGUGUCUGUGCGUCCUGGCUGCCAGAAGUAGAACAGAGCGAACCAGAAGGCGAGGGUCUUCCCGCCUCCAGUAGGCACAUCCAGCAGUGUAGUUUUGCCCAAUAAGAUGUUUUUUCC
This is a messenger RNA of Mycena citricolor, 1096 nucleotides long. Lineage: Eukaryota; Fungi; Basidiomycota; Agaricomycetes; Agaricales; Mycenaceae. The record is from the annotation of a GenBank genome assembly.